GCGUGCAUGAGCAACGAGGCCGUGGCGGCGCAGACGGAGGCCCUGCGGCUGGACGUGGAGUCGUUGCAGCGCGACUUCCAGGAGGCGCAGCUGGUGCUUGCCAACGGCUGCCGCGAGAGGGACGAGGCUCAGAAGGCGCAGGUGCGGAUGCAGGCCCUCCCCCGCGGCCGAGAUCCACACCUGCAUGGCUGCGACUGGGCGAAGACGCAGCGCAGCAGCAGUCUCUGCACCGUGUGGAAUUUCGGCCGAGGCGCGGCGCAGGGUGCUGGCAUUCAGCGGACCCCGCCACUCCUGGAGGUGCGGCGCAGGGUGCUGCGCAGGCAGCAGACCCCGCCCCUCCUGGUGUUGAGAAUUGCCAGCUGA
Messenger RNA from Prorocentrum cordatum, 363 nucleotides. Lineage: Eukaryota; Dinophyceae; Prorocentrales; Prorocentraceae. The record is from the annotation of a GenBank genome assembly.